ACCCAACCAUUCUAUGGUUCAGAGCGGGCCCAAUUUUAAAGAGAUUUUGCCCACACUAUGAACCAGUAUGCCUGUAUCAUAACGAAUGCGACUGAAGCCUAUUGUCUAACGGAUUUUCACUCGAGUGUGAAGUCAGGCAUUGUCCUCAGGUCGGCUGACUGUAGGCAGGACACGCACAAUUUUCCAUUCUGCGACAUGUGAGGACAGGUGUGAACUUCCUGGAAUAAUGUUCCUUUGCUGCGACUCUAAAAAGCCGACGUUGCCGACAUUUUGAUAUUCACCGUGUUUACAUUCGUUGAUUCAGUAAGGUGUUAAGGUGAUGCCUUAAGAAAAGAGAAGUAUACUCGAAGUUCCCUUGUCAAGGUUUGUUAUCAAUGGAGUCUGUGAACGAUGAUUCAUUGGAAAGAAAACAGAAUAACCUCCCAUCGACACAGAAUGCUAGUUCGCGCAGUUUCAAGAGAGGCACGUCACUUCUUCAUCAACGACAUUUGAAUAUACUUCGGCGACCAUCGGCUAGAAACUCAAAAGAAGAUAAGACGAUGGUCGUGCAAUCUGUGGCUUCAUCGGAUGAUGUACAUCUGAAUGUGAAUGAAAAUACUGGACCAACUGUCGAAUCCAAAUCACGCCUUCUAACCAGACGUAAGCAGUACUCUGAAAAUCGUGUCCCGACGAUUUCACUGGAUGAUCCUGGAGUAAGCACAUCUUCCCCAAAUAUCGCAAGUAGUCUCCUAUCUCCACCAAGUAUACAACAAUCUCAACAUAGAUAUAUAUCGUCCACUACAUUGGGACUUCAUCCAGGAUGUUGCACCAUAUCACCAUUAGCCAUUCCCCGUCUGGAUGUUAGUAUGUCACAGAGAGCUCUUUCUGCCUCGCCUUCCAAGGAUUCAUCGGCGGGAAAACUUAUAUCAUAUGAACGUAAUGUUUUCUCUGCCUGUUCCAUGGACUCUGUUGGGCUCAAGAAUAAUGAUUCAUUUAGAUCUAAUCAGUUGUCAGACUAUACCAAUCCACCUCAUUUGUCCACUCCAUCUUCCACUCAAAGCCCUCCUGGAACAUCACCAUCACAGCUCAGAUCCACGUUACCAUCGCGACUCAUGGCCACAUCGCCAGGUAGUCCACCAAACUCGGGAAUUUCGGCAAUCAGUCUCGUGCAGCAGCGGUCUACAGAAUCACAUGAAUCAUCCAUCAGCAUGCCAAGCGCCACCAGUUCUGGAAGUAGCGGUAUUCCGCAUAGCAGAGCACGCAUUUCUCGGCUUGCAUUUCACGACAGACUGAUAAAUAGGAGUCACGAAAACACACCAAAUACGGGGUCAUCACGAUCUCCCCAUAGUGAACCCCAGACCGUACACAGGCGAUCAAGUUAUGAGAUGGCCACAGGAAAACUUGAUAUACCCCAACCGAAAGUCAAACGCAGUGCGCUGAAAAGUGCAUUCAUAGCGCUGAAAGACAAGCGUGACGCCUUUUUCAAACGUUCCUCCAAAACUAUGGAUGAAUCAAAUGAAAUCAGUGAUCCCGUUUACCACUUACUACGCUGCGCAGCAACUCCAGAUCAUCAGCCUUCCACGUGUAAAUGCGUUUGUCAUAUGGAUGAUUUUGAAGGUCACCGGGGUCUUGCGGAAAUGUCCUCCCCGAUAAACGUUUUGUUCUCACCUCGAAGUCGGCCGCAACCGCAGCUGCCGUAUAAAACAAAGCUCGCGGAAUCCAAAUCUCCGCAUUCCCUUCCGACCUUGUACCCGGAUGAAGGGUUAACACCAAGCACUGAGGACUAUCCCACGUCACGGUCAGGUUUAUCAAAGAAACCAACAUUUUCACUGCCAAGUAUUCUUUCCCGACGGAAACAAAAAUCACAACGGAAGAAGGAAGAAGGAGCAGUUUCAUCAGAGUCAGGUGCCGUAGCAAACGCGUUAUCUGGAGAUCAUUCAAGACAACAUAUAUUUACGUUCGAUUCACCAUGAAUAGGACGUACCAAUAUGGGACCAAAUCAGAUGCUUGAUGGUAUUUGUCACCACGAAAGGUUCAUAGCUGUGUGCUAAACAGAUCAGAGGGUGCCCGUGCACAGGCCGAUCAACCUCUAUUGCAUUCCUGUAUCAAAUGUGAGCAACUGCAGUACGCUGCAGCCCUGUCUAGCAUUCAGUGAUCAUUAUGUACAUUAUCGAUUCCGUUCUUUCUUCCUCCAAUCCCAAAUGCCCAACUGCAUUCACUGACCUAAAAUCCCGACCAGUUUAUUCAACGUUAACAAGAAAAACAACAACAUUGACAUUCAAACAUGACCUCAAAUUCGAGUGCCG
This is a messenger RNA of Opisthorchis viverrini, 2285 nucleotides long. RefSeq lists its product as hypothetical. The coding region runs from base 375 to 1952 and encodes 525 amino acids. The transcript is spliced from 5 exons. The record is from RefSeq and is a predicted model, not a curated record. NCBI's taxonomy places the organism in Eukaryota, Metazoa, Platyhelminthes, Trematoda, Opisthorchiida, Opisthorchiidae.